GGUGCUGGUGCCCGCAGCCUCUCACUUCACGCGGGAAGGAAAAAAUAAACACACACACGACAAGCCACUUAAACUCUUGCGCGUGUGUGUGUUUACGUGUGUAUGAGUGUGUUUACGCGUCUAGUAAACAUAGGCGAGUGGUGUGUGGGAACGUAAUGAAAUCGUGUUGGCCUCGUGAUCCUUGUUAUAAGUGAAAUGUUGCAUGAGGAAAUCGGUGACAUCCUUGGACAGGGAGCAAGUCUGGAACCUGCCCCGGGGGAUUUAUCGUGAUGCGGUGAUGUGAUGUAAGAAAAAUGAGAGAUAGAGACGCGUGAAAAGAGAGAGUGCGUGGGAGUGAGAGUCACCCAAGAUAGUAACUCUCCUCUCACACUGAUUAUCGUGAUGUGAAGCGAAGCAGAUCUGGAAUAGAGAGUGGAAGGUUGGAAAAAUGUGAGAGGAGGGGAGGCGGUGAUAACAAAGAUACCGCGGAGUGAGUAAGGACUGAAUCAGCAGUACUGGCGUGGUGCUCUGGCCGACACUCACGUAGAAGGAUGUCGCUCACCACCUACUGCAGCGUCUACAGAGGGUACCAGCCUUCCUUCCUCAGUGGCGUCACCUCGCGCACCUCCGCAGGGCAUGACACCCUAGCCACCCAACAGCUAGAAGCCCCCCGGCCACCCUCGCUUCCCCCCUCCCACCCCUCAGACCCCCCGCCACGCCCCCCAGAACGCCCACCCAAAAAGCCCACGUUGCGUUCACUGUUCCACGGACCAAACCCCGACACCUCGGCUCAGAACCUCGCCGCCGCCGCCGAGCCCUCCGACAGAAUCCCUUCAGAUGUGGACCCGAGGCGCAUCGAGGACUCUGGGGGCGAGUGUCUCAACCUGUCCCCCGCCCGCCCUUACUACUACAGGAAGCCCCCGGCGCCUGACCCUCCUAAGUCACCCCCCCGCGCCCGCCUGCCCACCACAGCAGCCCACGGUAGCCACGCCCCCCUCUCCCAAGCUCUCAAGGUCACCGGCGACUCUCCCGCAUCCCUCCUCCACCCACGCCGCCCACCUGGUGCCGCCCACCAGUGCCGCAUCACGUUCGUCCACCCCUGACCUGCCGCCGCCGCCACCGCCACCGAUCCCCGACGGAGAAGUUCUCAUCAGUGAUGAGCCUCUUCCGCCGCCGCCCACAAACCUGGAGGUGGCCACGCCCAUGGAGGCGCCCCCGCUGCCCCCGGAAUCCCCGCCGAGGGAGCGGCUCCUCGGGACGCCUCCACCUGUGCCUCGGGAAAAUGGCAAAAGCCUUCCGGCCCAGCAGACCUACCAUAAGGACUCCUACAUGGCCCAUCGCAGGGACUGGAAGACAGGCUUUGAAGGUCGGUACCGACGAACUACAUCCCCUUCGGGCUCCAGCAGGAAUCUUCUCUCUUCCACCAUCCCUGCCACUACCACCACCACUAGCACUGCCCCAGCAUCCCUGCACCCUACCUCUUCCACCAUCACUGCCACCACCACCACUACAACCACCACAACCACAACUUCUUCCAGUCUCAUAGGACAAAAUGACACACCUAAUGAAAGUGAAAUUAUCACCAGUGAAAACGGAUGGGGCAAUGGUGGUUACAUGCGCAACACCUCCACAACAGUCAGUUUCACUGCAGAAGAGCUGAGAGCCUUCAAGGCACGGCGGGCACAUGCUCAGGACCUGUCUACUCACACUCCUGACAAGGAAAACACAAGUCGGAAGUUACAUUCAUCACAGUCAUCCCCUAGUCUGUCCUCAUCUGCCCUGCAAUCAGUGGCAAGUGAAGGCUCAACAUCCUCCCUGGCCAGUGGUGGGACUGUCUCCUCUCUGGGAUCUGGCCGCAGCGUGGGAUCCGUCUGCAGUGGUGGUGUGUCCCCAGUGUCUCCUAGUAAAUUAAGUCCAGCUCACUCCUGGAGGACAUCACUGGAAUCCCUCAACAGAGCCAACUCCACAACAGUUCCAUCCAGUAUCAGUAAUGGCAACAGUGGCUCCUCUUCCUCCCAUUCCCCGCGGACCAUCACCCGGGCCACUAGUCUGGCUGACCCUCUUCACUCCUCAGAAGAGGUGGGCAUGUCUGGCAGGGCAACACAGGACUCCUACCAGCUCCCCCGCACUGCCAGCAUCAAUGAGUCCCUGUCCCGUAUCACUGCCAUCAGUGACUCCCUUAGCCGUUCAACAAGUGUAGCGGACUCUCUCGCUGGCCAGUCCUUCGCCGCCGAGACUCUCAGCCAAGGCAAUAACAAUACAGAAAUGUUAUUAUUGCCUUGCCAGUCCGUUGAGCCCCCAUCACUGCCCCUGGCACCAGCCUCACCCACGUCUCCAGUGGCCCACGAUGGUCCCGUCACUGCCCGCCCAGCCACAGUUACAGAGGAAGCGACUUCACCUGUCAUGCCUUCAAUCAAGGCAGCUCAAGUGUCAUCUCUUUCUGUGGCAUCAAAGUCACCAGCAUCAUCCAAAUCUACAUCCUCCACCAUCCAUGCUCAGGCAACUCCUGCCAUUAAGUCAUCCAGUCCAGUCACAACAAGCACAUUUUCUGAAGGCAUCAACUCCAACCCUGCCACUUGCCCGUCCACAGACUCCAACUCUAACUAUGAUGUUGUUGUCCUUGGAUAUGGGCGCACUCCCUAUCCAGAGGAGCUUGAGUGUGACAGGUUAUCCAAAGACUAUGUGCCUCAGUUUCCCAUGGACAACAAACUGCGAGCCUUGUUUGCCACUGGACCAGAGCACAAGACAACUGCACAUUACAUGGAGGGAGUGUUCAGCCUGGAGCUCCGUAAAGAUUUCAUCUCCAGCAGCCAUGCCAGACAUCCCGAUCUGGUCCAGGUUGGACUGUCACAGACAGCAGCACCUAAAUCUGUCAGCAGUAUUCAGAACAACAAUGAAACCACUAAUGGAGUGGAGAUGACACAUGACAGAACACCACUACCAGCAGACUCAGCUUACUUUACCACCUCUGAAAGCAAAGCCAAGAUGUUAACCAGACUGCGAGGAAGUACUGGAAAUUUACAAGAAAGCUUGACUGAUCAACAGCUUAUGAAGAAAAAGGAGGAGCUGGUUGCAAGCAUCGGUCGUAAACUAGAAAUCCUUAGAGCUGAGCACGAGGCAAUCAAAGAUGAGAUGCGGCUUAACCACGAUUUGGGUGCAGAGGUGACAUCACGGGUAGAAGCAAUGGCAAGGCUGGCAGAGUCUGAAAAGUACAAGCUGCAUGUGGAAGAGAUUGACAAGAUCACAUCUCUGCUGCUAGGGCUUUCAGGGAGGCUGGCCAGGGCAGAGAAUGCACUGAUGAUGGUGGAAGAUAUUGAUCUAGAAGAGAAGCGAAUCCUGGAGAACAAGAGAGACAAGCUGCAUGACCAGUUGGAAGAGGCAAAGAAGCUGAAAGAAAAUAUUGACCGCAGAGCAGUACAAGUUUCAAAGGUGCUAAACAAAUAUUUAACGGAGGACCAGUAUGCAGACUAUGACCACUUCAUCAAAAUGAAAGCCAAGCUCAUUAUGGAUGCCAAGGAAAUAGAUGACAAAAUCAAGCUUGGUGAGGAACAGCAAAAGGCAUUACGGGAGACUAUAUUCAAGAAGCAGUGACUUGCGGCAUUAAAGUGAUUCCUUGCUGUGACUGUAACUGUCAUAACCUACCCUAUUUAUUUCAGUAGUUAUUUUCUCUCUCCUGGAGGCUUUGAUCAAAUAAAAUCCUAAAGGAAGUACUCAGUAAUAAUUUCAACUGCAUUCUUUAGUAUUUUUUUGGUCACAGCUUUCAGGAACAAGACACAAAUGGUAAAAGUGUAAACUGAAGCCUUCCUAUACUUCUGCUAAGUGCCUUUGUGAUUGAAUGACUAUCUCAAUGAGAGUUGAAAAGGAAAAAAAGUUAUGUAUGUAUGUAUGUGUGCAUGUGUGUAUUGUGAAAAUUUUGCUGUAAGGAAAAUUAAGAGAAAUAGGACAGUAUUUAUGAAUUGUUUUACCCUUCACGGUGCCAGAAGAAUUAAAAGCUACUAUGAUGCUCUUGCUGCUGUGUAAUGAGGAAUAUUUCCACCACAUUAGAUUUUUACUUAUACAUUAUUAACUCAAGCUGAGUCUCAGUCUUUACUAUCCACCAUAUAUUAUUGAUCCAUCUAUAUUUAACAAUGGGAAUUAUUCAAGGACAGGAUAAGUUGGGUUGAUAUGUGACUUAAACUAACCACCAUUUGCUGUAGUCGUGUGUACAAGCUGUAAAACAAUGAAGCAAGAGAAAGCUGCAACUGCAUAUUAAGUUGAAAUAAAUUUGCAUUAGUAAGAAAAAGUAAUUGUAUUGUACUUAUAAAUGCCACUGCAAAUUAAUGUUAGAGCUAUCUACAAUCCUCAUGAAAAUUUAAAUCUUAAGAUUUUAAUUUUACUUAUAAAUCAAAUUUCUAAAGUGGUGGUGCUUUUUUGUUCUCAACAUUUAGGCAAUUUAUUUCCAAUAUUUUCCAAAAAAUAUUUUUACAUAUAUAUGAUAUGAUAUAAUUUCAACACUUGUAUGUAAUGUCAUUUUAGACUAGGAAUCAGCUUUGAUAUGUUUACCGAAGCAGUGUAUGAAUUUCACUAUGCUUUGAAUACUAUAGUCAAGAAGAUAUUCCACAUCCCCACAGCAGUUAUUGGUACUUGUAAAAAAUAUAAUUAAUGGGCAUAUAAACAUUGUAAAUUCAUGUAUGUAUUCCUAUACAGAGGCUUCUCUUUCUCAUAAGUUUAUAAUGAUAUUGUCAAAUGCAGCAAAACUAAGUUUGCUAGACUAAUUUUAUGACAAAGCACAAGUCACUUUGUAUCUCAUGGAUGCAAGGUAGAAUUUGUGUAGAUAUUAUUUUGUAACAUAUAUAUACUGAAAGUUACGUUUUCUUUUUCUUUGUUUUCUCCAUCAGGAGAAUACCUCAUACCAUUUGGAAGAAAGCCAUCAUUCCAAAGGGAAAUAACAAAUUAUGCUUUAUCUUCAAGAUCUUGAUCUACCUUGAAGUAAGCAGAUCAAGUUUUCAUUCCUGAUUUUUAUACAACAUUGAGGGUUUUUGGCUUUUAUAAUAUAAUGCUUUUUUAUUAUUUUUUUUUUUCAUCAGCACAGAGCUUUUUGCCUGUAUGCCUUCCACCAGCUGUGCCCUCCGUCUUCCUCCUCUUAACACUGCUUGAGCCACGCUGUAGACAACCAAACAGUUCUCAAGGUUGUGUCACACAACCACUUGUGAUGUGGAGUAAUUCAGGGUACUGUUUGCUUGUUCCUGGUAACUAGAUGAUGAUGCCCGUCCUGGCAGCUGGUCAUUAUUACUGAGCUGUUCAUCUUUAUUUAAUGUCUUUAUGAAAGCUAAAUAUAAAAUUUCUCAUAAUUUGUGCCACACUGUAUAUAUUAGAUAUUUAUGGAUGCCAAAAGACCGUCCUGUUCCUUGAAUUAUGUAUCUACUAACUGUUCACAGACAUUAUUGGUUUUGUACUUGUAAACCUAGUUGCAAAGCAACAUUUCUGUUGUACAGUAGCGCUUGUCUAUAAUGUAUGCCAAAUCCUAUAAUUCUUCUUCUGAGAAGAAAUAAAAGUGAAUAUUAAAGA
Molecule: messenger RNA, 5526 nt
Organism: Scylla paramamosain (green mud crab)
Lineage: Eukaryota; Metazoa; Arthropoda; Malacostraca; Decapoda; Portunidae
Exons: 9
Coding region: 817-3570 (917 amino acids)
Biological process (GO): actin filament organization; cell morphogenesis
Cellular component (GO): apical junction complex; cortical actin cytoskeleton; adherens junction
Molecular function (GO): actin filament binding
Source: RefSeq, a predicted model, not a curated record